This is a messenger RNA of Chaetomium fimeti, 1605 nucleotides long. RefSeq lists its product as uncharacterized. Bases 249 to 1490 code for a protein of 413 amino acids. Lineage: Eukaryota; Fungi; Ascomycota; Sordariomycetes; Sordariales; Chaetomiaceae. The record is from RefSeq and is a predicted model, not a curated record. The transcript has a single exon.
CGCAGUUCCGGUGGGACGGCUCAUGUAGUUGGUAGGUACACACCUCAAUCUUCAGAAGCAUGAUUCUGGCAUCGAUAAAGGGAGAGAAGCAUCUUAAGAGCAGCAAGUUCUUGCUUCUCUCCUCCCAAAAUCACUUACUCAAGGUUCUCACAGCUCACACACUUUUCCAAGUUACCGAAGCCUUGUCACCCAAGACAACUUCUCUGUGAAAGAACGACGCGCCCUGCUUUCCAUUGCAUGUACCCACCAUGUCUUCCUCCCAGCCCUCCACCACCGUUCCCCUCUCGGUACCCUUCACCAUCGACACGGUCCUCUCGGGCAUGCUCGCCUUCCCCGACUCGCCCGACAUAUACCGCAUCCGCGUGUCGCGCGAGCACGCCGGCAACAGCGGCGGCCCAACCGUCAAAUACCUGGCCGCGCCCAACACGGCCCGCCUCUUCGCGGGGCCCGUGGACGCCCAGCAGCGCCGCCUGACCAACCUCGCCUUCGACCACGUCCCGGCAGGCGACUGGGUCGUCGGCCGGCUUGCCGCCCCCGCCGAGGGAGGCGCCGAGGCCAAGCUGGAGCUCGCCUCCACCGAUGACGGCCCCGACGCGCUCGCGGACCUCGACCUGGGCAGCGCGGACCCGGCCUGGUGCGGCACCACCAUCGACGAGGCAGACUGCCCCGAGCCGCCGGCCGGCGCGCGCUGGACCACCGUCGCCAACUCGGCCGGCCAGGAGGUUACCGUGCCCAAGCCGACCGAGCUGCAGUGCAUGGGCUAUCUCUCGGCGGCCGUCGUGCCCGCGCCGCCGCAGGGCGUUGACGCCGAAGUGGUGGUGCGCGUGUCGGAGUGGAUGCCGGGCCACUGGGAGGGCAUCGAGAACGAGGCGCGCACGCACCACAUCAUCGCGACGCGCGACCCGGGCCUGGCGCCGCGCUUCCUGGCGUACGUGACAGAGAACUGCCGCCCGCGCCGCGUGGUCGGGUUCCUGCUCGAGCACGUCCCCCGCGCGCGCGAGGCCGGUCUGGCGGACUUGGACAAGUGUAGAGCCGUCCUGGCGCGGCUGCACGCGCUGGGGAUUCCGCUGCGGCGGCUCGCCCGGGAGUCGUUCCUCGUGCGGGAGGACGGCUCCGUGCUGGUCCGGGGGCCCUUUGAUGGGUCGCCGGAUGAGGGGGUGGGUGAGGAGGUGUUGCAGGCGGAGAUGGAGAGCCUCGAGCGGGUGCUGGCGCAAAGCCCGUCUGCGUUUGAGCGCCAGGCCGCGAAGAUGCUCGCGCGGGCUGACCCCGGGAGGGUGGACAUGCUGAGCGCGUUCCAGAAGGCGCAUGGCUUUAUAGUGCCGUUUGCGGUCUGGCAGGAGAGCCGGGCAGGACGCAUAACCCUCACGGUCGAGGAGCAUGGCAUAUUGGCCAAGGAGUGCGAGGACAGCGGCUUCAAGUGGACCAAGGAAAUGCAGGAGCGGGCUGAGAAACGGUUUGGACCCUCCGCCACACAGGGGGUGGGAGCCUGAGGGGGGGUUAUCACGAGUUGCCGUCAAUAGGGGGUGGAUUCUCACGAGGAUAGUCACUCCUGUAAUGACCUCAUUGUCUGUUCCCUGGCAUCCUUCUGUGGUGCUACGAUAGAUA